This is a messenger RNA of Glycine soja, 852 nucleotides long. Its product is annotated as isoflavone 4'-O-methyltransferase-like. Bases 406 to 759 code for a protein of 117 amino acids. NCBI's taxonomy places the organism in Eukaryota, Viridiplantae, Streptophyta, Magnoliopsida, Fabales, Fabaceae. The record is from RefSeq and is a predicted model, not a curated record. Gene Ontology annotation, molecular function: O-methyltransferase activity; S-adenosylmethionine-dependent methyltransferase activity. The transcript has 2 exons. Gene Ontology annotation, biological process: methylation.
UAAUCCAUUUGUACAAACAUGCAUACAACUUGUUGAGCUCAAUGACUCUCAACUUCGUGAAAUUGCAGCCCUUUAACACACAACAACUUCUUCACCAAAACAACCACACAGAAGAACCAGAACUGUGAAGAAGCGUAUGGUCUCACACCUCCUAAGAGCGUUACCGGAGAGAGCUUCUAGGACUUCACGAACAGGGAUUCUCAUGUUCUAAGUUUGUUUCAAGAUGCCAUGGCUGCAGAUUCUAAAAUGUUCAAACUUGCACUUAAAGAAUGCAAGCAUGUGUUAGAGGGAUUAGGUUCUCUUGUUGAUGGGUGAGGUGGGGCAGGUGGUGUCACCAGGAUCAUCCAUGAAGUCUUCCCUCACUUGAAAUGCACUGUUUUUUACCAACCGUAGGUUGUGGCUAACAUGAAAGGAACCCCAAAUUUGAACUUUGUUGGUGGUGAUAGGUUCAACUCCAUCCCUUCUGCUGAUGCAGUUUUACUCAAGUGGAUUUUGCAUGAUUGGAAUGAGGAACUCUCCCUGAAGAUAUUGAAUAACUACAAAGAAGCCAUUUCUAGCAAAGGGAAAAGAGGAAAGGCGAUAAUCAUAGACAUAGCAAUUGAUGAAGCAGGUGAUGGUCGCAAAAUAACCGAGUUGAAGUUGGACUUUGAGUUGGUGAUGCUUACUAUGUUCAAUGGAAAAGAGAGAGAAAAAGAAAGAAUGAGAGAAUAUUAUAUACGACGGUGGCUUCAGUAUCUACAAGAUUACGCCUGUGUUUGACUUCAAAUCUCUUGUUAAAGUUUAUCCUUAAUUUAUUAGUUGUUUUAAUCAUAGUGUGUUACGAAUUCAAUAAGUUUAUAGUUAAGAAUCAAA